AUGACAAAGACGAAGCCCAUUGCUCCUAUUGCCAGGUCUACGGGUCUCAACGUUGACACUGUCACUGAAACGGUCAAAUUGGAAGCCUCCCAGCAGGAAUCACGUAAAGCCCUCGGUGCCAAGAAUGCCAUCAGCGAUGUUGUCAAGCAGGUACAGAGCCGGACUUCCACAACCAUCCAAACAUCCACUGCCCAACGAACUGGUACGACUGUUUUUCUCAUCAAGGGCAAAGCAGAGGCUGUAGCCAAUGCACGUCGUAGUUUGCUCAAGGAAUUGGGCAAGAAGGUAACACUCAAGCUCCAAGUUCCCAGCAUGGUCCGUCCAUACAUCAUUGGCUUGAAAGGCCGAACGCUCAAGGCCAUCACCGACAAGACCGGAGCUCGUGUGCAGCUCCCGAAACGCGAAGAUUCACAAACCAACGACAGCGAGGCUGACCCUGAAGAGCUCGUUGAGUUGAUCAUUGAAGGCGACUUUGAUGGUGCGAAUCAAGCCAAGAAGGAAAUUGAAGCUAUUGUGGCUGAACGUACUUCUUCUACCACCGUCAAGAUGAACACCGUCUCGCCUGACUUUUACGCAUUCAUCGCCGCGCGUGCCAAGUCAUGGGAGGGUGAACAGGAUCUCAAAGUCAAGGUCCCUUCCCAAGGCGACGACAAGGGCAUCAUAACUAUUUCUGGAGAAAAGUCGCUGGUUGCAGAGACCAAGACUAAAAUUGAAGAUUUGUGUGAUGAGCUACAGCGAACAACCAUUGCUACUGCAUUGCCCAUCAAGCGUCAGCAACAUGCAGUCAUUCAGCCAGCAGUAGCAGACAUCUUUGAGCAAUGUGGAUGCGUCAUUGUCAUUCCAGCAGCCUCAAAGAACUCUGACCAAAUCACCAUCCGCGGGCCAGCAAACAACUUUGGUCGUGCUGUAGAAUUGGUUAUGAAGCAAGCAAACAGUCUGGCGAUUGAUUCGCUAGAAAUUAGCAAAGCGCAUGCCAAGGCGAGUAAUCAACUGCAGCAUGCCAUCGAUGUUGCCAAGUACUUGCGCAAAUCUGGCAAGUUGACACAGCUUGGAAAAGAUCACGCUGUCAAAAUUAGUGUGCCGACUGGCAAGGAAUUACAAGCCGCUUCCAAAGUGACCAUUGACAUUUCUGGCGAAAGCGAGGGUAAAGUCAAGUCUGCCAGGACUGCAGUGAUUGCGCUUGUCAAUAGUCUUGUCCCUGCAAAAUUCGCGCGGCAUGUGCUUGAGCCUUUGCUUCACAAGCACGUCCAAGGCCCCAAGGCCCGUAACGUUCAAACUUUGCGAAAGCAACACAACGUCGAGGUCAUCUUCCCACAAUCUGACGAUGAUGACGAGAACGUCGUGAUUGUCUAUGAAGGUAAUGAUGUCAAUGCAGUUUCAACAGUGCUGGCAGAUGUGAAGAAGGCGCUUGAAAGCUUGGCUGCGGAAGCAGGCAGUAUCGCCACUGAAGUGAUUGAACUUCCGGCCAAGGAUCAUGCGACAGUGUCUGGCAGGAACGGUACAACUCUGAAUGCCAUCACCGGUGGAUCAGAAGCACAAGUGCGUGUUCUUUUCGGCGAGCCGAGCCAGGAUGCCAUCACCGUCAAGGGUCCUCAAAAAGAAGUUGAGCGCGUUGCCAAGGCGAUCCGCGAAGUUGUGGAAGAGGCCAAGAAUGAGGAAGUGGCGAAUGCGUUCAAGCUCGACUUUGACUACCCUGCUCAAUUCACUCCACAACUCAUUGGUAAAGGUGGUGCCAACAUCUCCAAGAUUCGCGAAGAAUUGGGCGUCAAAAUUGACGUCGGAGAAGAAGGUAAAAUUACGAUCCAGGGCUCUCAGCGUAAUGCUGAAGAGGCCAAGUCGCGCAUCACUAUGCUGGGCGACAGACUCGCAGAUGAGACGUCCUUCACGCUCAAAAUCCCUUCUGCGUUCCAUGGUCAGAUUAUUGGUUCUGGAGGCAAGUUCGUCAAGCGUCUCGAAGACAAGUACCAAGUACAUAUCCUCUUUCCUCGCAGUGACGAUGCUGAGAAUGGCAAAGAUUCAAGUGACAGGCCUGGCAAGAAUGAAGUAUUGGUCAAGGGCGGCAAGAAAGGUGCGACUGCAGCAAAGAAUGAAAUUAUGGAGUUGUACGAGUUUGAGCACGAGCACUCCCACGUUCUGACCUUUGAGGUCCUGCAACGUUCUAUCCCUCAGAUUGUCGGUAAGGGCGGAAAUGCCAUCAAUGAGCUCAAGGACGAGACCAACACGCGGAUCGACAUUGACAAGAAUGAAUCUGAGGGCGGCAAGGUCAAAAUUACCGUUACGGGCAGAAAGGCAUCCUGUGAGGAAGUCAAGGAGGCGCUGCUCAAGAUUGACACUGAGGUCGAAAAUACAGUCACCAAAGUAAUCAAAGUUGACCAAGCGCAUCAUCGCAAUCUCAUUGGCGCAGGUGGCAACAACAUACGAGACCUCGUCGUCAAGGCUGGUGGUCCAGACGACGCAAGUCUGCGUGCACGUAUGGUGCGAUUCCCACGUCCAGAAGAUGCUGCGUCGGACGAGAUUACGUUGAAGGGCCCUCAAAAGGUGAUUGACAAGAUUGCCAAAUUGAUUGAGAAGGCUGUUGGAAGUGCCGAUAGCCAACAUUCUCAAAUUGUUCAAGUACCGAGCGACUCUGUGCGUAUGGUGAUUGGACGUGGUGGAAGCAAGAAGAGUGAGAUUGAGACGAAACACUCUGUCACGAUCGAUAUUCCUCGCGCUGACCCGAACCAGGGCGCUGAAGUGCCCAUCAAGAUCAUUGGUGCUGAGGAAAAUGUCACCAAAGCUGCGGAAGAAAUUAUGCUGCUUGUCAAAGUACCUGAUCAGGAGACUGUUCAAGUGCCUCGGUCUGUGCACCGUCUCGUCGCGGAUGGUGGUGCUUUCAUCCGGCAACUACGAACGCAGUACAAGGUGCAAGUAGAUCAUGCUGGUCAAGCGCUACCCAAGUCCAACGCACCUUCACAGUCUGCCAAAACCAAUGGCACUGCACGUAUUGACGACGCAUCUGAGGAAACAGAUUUUGCAUUCAGCAUUGUUGAAUCAACUAGUGACGAGACUGGUGAGAUUCCUUGGGUGCUGAAGGGUGAGAAAGAGCAAAUUGCCAAGGCGAAGAAGGCACUGGCGAAUGCGGUUCAGCAAGCGAGUAAGCAAACAUGUACUGGCUACCUGACUGUCCCGAGCGCGCAACAUCGUUUCAUUAUUGGGCAGGGUGGUCGGACAAUAAAUGCCAUUCGGGAGGAGACUGGCACCAAAGUGGACGUGCCGAGGAAUCCAGGCGAUGAGGUGAUUGUCAUCAAGGGCAGCCGCCAAGGAGUAGAGCGGGCGCGUGAGCUCAUCAUCGAGGCUGCUACGAAGAAGUAG
This is a messenger RNA of Protomyces lactucae-debilis, 3351 nucleotides long. RefSeq lists its product as uncharacterized. NCBI's taxonomy places the organism in Eukaryota, Fungi, Ascomycota, Taphrinomycetes, Taphrinales, Protomycetaceae. The transcript has 2 exons. The record is from RefSeq and is a predicted model, not a curated record. Gene Ontology annotation, molecular function: RNA binding. Bases 1 to 3351 code for a protein of 1116 amino acids.